Cetraspora pellucida is the source of this 264-nucleotide messenger RNA. The record is from the annotation of a GenBank genome assembly. NCBI's taxonomy places the organism in Eukaryota, Fungi, Glomeromycota, Glomeromycetes, Diversisporales, Gigasporaceae.
AUGAAACAUUCCUCUGAAUGGAUUAAUGAUGAUGAAUACGAUGAACAGAAUUUGGAUUUUGAUAUAAUAUUUGAUAAUCCACAUCUCAUUCGUUUGUACAACGACUUUGAGAAAAAUCAAAGGUUUAAUAAUUGUUGUGGCGACGAAUAUUCUAACGAUAAACGAAAUAAACAGAGUCAGAAAAUAUAUGCCAAGAAGUCUCGAAAAGUUACUACCGAAUAUAUGUAUAAAUAUCUUACUCAAAGUUCUGAAAACAUUAAUUGA